This is a messenger RNA of Rhodotorula toruloides NP11, 2034 nucleotides long. Its product is annotated as sulfate transporter. The record is from RefSeq and is a predicted model, not a curated record. Gene Ontology annotation, molecular function: sulfate transmembrane transporter activity. Lineage: Eukaryota; Fungi; Basidiomycota; Microbotryomycetes; Sporidiobolales; Sporidiobolaceae. Gene Ontology annotation, biological process: transmembrane transport. The transcript is spliced from 11 exons. The coding region runs from base 1 to 2034 and encodes 677 amino acids. Gene Ontology annotation, cellular component: membrane.
AUGACGCCGCAGAGUCGGACGGAAGUUGCUUUCGCCACACUCCCUGAACGCCUCUCACGAGCCGCCGAACAAGCGCAGAAGCGCGAAAGGGUCGAGGAGGACUUGACAAGGUGGCAGCUGCUGUACCGGCGGGCGCGCUACUACAUCCCUGUCCUCCAGUGGCUUCCGCAUUACUCGCUCAGGAGCUUCAUGCGGGAUGUCAUCGCCGCUCUCACGCUCACCUCGCUCAUCGCGCCGCAAAGCAUGUCCUACGCGACGAACUUGGUCCACACCGAUCCUGUCCACGGUCUCUUCGGCGCAGCUGUACCCGCCAUGGUCUACUCAGCGAUGGGAACAUGCCGCCAGUUGUCGGUCGGGCCGGAAGCAGCGUUGUCGCUCAUCACGGGCGAGACGAUUGCCAAGUUCAUCGAGGAGGAGGAGCAUGCGCAUGGCAGGAUGAGCGACGCGCAUCGAGUCAAGUUCAUCGCCAAGAUCAUCACGGUCAUCACGUUCGAGAGCGGUCUCGUCACCUUCCUACUUGGAUUCUUCCGACUCGGCUUCCUCGAUGCGGUUCUCUCGAGGGCCCUCCUGCGCGGCUUUAUGACGGCCGUCGCGGUGACGAUCUUCGUCUCGCAAGCACCGUCGAUCCUCGGUAUCGAAGCCGGUCUCAACGCUGCGUACGGCGCGUCCUCCUCGGUUCUCGAGAAGGUCCAGUACAUCGCGACGCAUCUCGGAGAAACCCACCGCCUCACUCUCCUGGUCAGCAUCAUCGCUCUCGCGGCUCUCAUCGGCGGCAAGAUUGGCAAGAGGACGGUGGCGCAGAAGAAGGGGUAUUGGAGAAUUGCACUCUACGUGCCGGAGGUCCUGCUUGUCGUCGUCCUGUCCACCAUCCUCUCGCACAUCUUCCACUGGAAUCACGCUGGUCUAUCCGUUCUCGGUCGUGUCUCUCCCGGCGACGUCAAAGUUCGCGUCCCGUUCGUCGGCUGGGGAUACAUGCGUCGCUACGUCACCAAGUCGUUCGGCACAUCGACCGUCAUUGCGAUCCUCGGCUUCCUCGAUUCGAUCGUUGCGGCGAAGGACAUGGCAUCGAAGCACGACUACCCGAUCAGCCCUAACCGCGAACUCUGCGCACUCGGAUCCGCCAACCUCUUCGCCGCAUUCUGUACCGGCUCGCUCCCCGGCUAUGGCUCAAUCACCCGCUCUCGUCUCGCCUCAGCGACGGGCGCAAGGACGCAGAUGUCCUCCCUCCUCACCGGCACCUUCGUCCUCCUCGUCACCUACUUCCUCCUCCGCUUCCUCGGCCCGCUGCCGAAGUGCAUACUCGCCGUUAUCGUUUGCGUCGUCGUCUACUCGAUCUUCGAAGAGACGCCCGAAGACGUCAAAUUCUUCUACAAGAUGGGCUCGUGGACCGACGGCGGCCUGAUGCUGCUUACCUUCGCCCUCAGUCUUUUCGUCUCGGUCGAGGUCGGCAUCAUCACGUCCGUCGCGCUUUCGAUGCUCCUCUGCAUCAAGCACUCGACAGCCAUGCGCCUCAAUAUCCUCGGACGCGUUCCCGGCACAUCGACGUUCGAGCCGCUCGAGGAAGAUCUGAACGACGACGGCUUGUUGCCGGUCAUGGGCGAAGAGGUGCCCGGCGUCUUAAUCGUCAAGAUUAGGGAUGUCGCCUUGACGUUCGCGAAUACGGGUUACCUGAAGGAGCGCUUGAGGAGGCUUGAGCGGUACGGGCACGGGCGGCAUCACCCAGCGGAGGAGCCGAGGAGGGAAGAAGCGAGCGUCGUCAUAUUCGACUUGACGGACGUGAGCGAGGUCGACGCCUCCGCCUUGCAGAUCAUGCUCGAGCUUGUCGACUCGUACGCCGCGAGGAACGUUCUCAUCUACUGGACGCAGUGCAACCCUCGCGCUCUCGCAAGGCUGCGUGAAGCUGGUGUCGUCGACAAGUCCGGAGGAGACAGCCACGUUCAGCCUUCGGUCGCCCGCGCCCUCGAGGAGAUUCACGAGACCAUGAUGCAGGUCAAUGGCGGGACCAGCGGAGUGGACGCGAGCAGCAUAGUCUAG